This is a messenger RNA of Arxiozyma heterogenica, 1125 nucleotides long. RefSeq lists its product as uncharacterized. The coding region runs from base 1 to 1125 and encodes 374 amino acids. NCBI's taxonomy places the organism in Eukaryota, Fungi, Ascomycota, Saccharomycetes, Saccharomycetales, Saccharomycetaceae. Gene Ontology annotation, molecular function: oxidoreductase activity, acting on NAD(P)H. The record is from RefSeq and is a predicted model, not a curated record. The transcript has a single exon.
AUGUCCUUACCAAUUACUAUGAAAGCCGUUGUUAUUGAAGGUGACAAACCUGUUGUCAAGGAUAAUGUCCCUUUGCCAGAAUUGGAAAAUGGUUUCAUGUUAGUCAAACCAAAAGCUGUUGCCGGCAAUCCAACAGAUUGGAAACAUAUAUCCUAUAAAAUAGGUCCCCAAGGUUCAAUUUUAGGUUGUGAUGUGGCUGGUGAGAUUGUCAAAUUAGGCCCUGGUGUAGAUUCAAACGUAUUCCAUGUUGGUGAUUAUGUAUAUGGGUUUGUGCAUGGUGCUUCUGUAAGAUUUCCAACAAAUGGUGCAUUCGCUCAAUAUGUGGCUUUAGAUUCUGGUAUUGCCUACAAGGCUCCCAAAACUAUGACAUUGAGCGGUCAGGAAAGAAUCCCUGAAGGCCCAGUCACAACUUUCGAGGCUGCAGCUUCUUUACCUGUCUCCAUUACCACUGCUGGUGUAGCACUACACCGUGAAUUUGGAUUAAAACUAGAUUACACUGGUGCAAAACCACAAAGAGAUUUUCCGGUCUUGUUCUGGGGUGGUGCCACUGGGGUUGGUCAACAUCUAAUUCAAAUUGCAAAACAAAUUAACGGUUAUUCGAAGAUUAUCGUAGUGGCCUCUAAAAAACACGAACAAAUAUUAAAGGAAUAUGGUGCUGAUGAAUUAUUUGACUACCAUGAUGAAAACGUAAUUGAACAAAUUAAGAGCAAAUAUCCAAAUAUUCAACAUCUAGUCGACUGUGUGUCCAACACCACCACUAUUCAACAAACUUAUAAAUGUGCAUCCGAAGAUCAUGAUGCAACUAUUUUACAACUAGUCACGCUUUCUAUAAAUGAUAUUAAGCCAGAAGACAGAAGAAACAAUAAAAAGAUCAUUGGUACUUUACUAUAUAAAGCUGGGGGUCACGAUGUCCCAUUUGGAAGCUUCACUUUACCAGCCGACCCUGAAUAUAGAAAGGAUACCCAUGAAGUCAUAAAAUUCUUGAAUCCAAAGUUAGACAAAGGUGAUAUUCAUCAUAUCCCAAUUAAGGUGUACUCAAAUGGAUUAUGUGAUAUCCCACAAAUCAUGGAUGAUAUUAAGAAUAAUAGAAACUCUGGUGAAAAAUUAGUUGCUGUUUUUAAAUAG